Molecule: messenger RNA, 2463 nt
Organism: Penaeus vannamei (Pacific white shrimp)
Lineage: Eukaryota; Metazoa; Arthropoda; Malacostraca; Decapoda; Penaeidae
Source: RefSeq, a predicted model, not a curated record
CAUGUAAACAACGCAGAAAGCUGUCGUUGCCAAGUUUCGAAACAUUGUUAUAGGCGAGUGGCGCACACUUAUAUAUUAUUAUUUUGCGAUCUGUAUGUUUCUUGUCAUCCGAAUCUCAGAAUGGAAAACAAAGAACUAUUUCUUCAAUGUAAGAAAGGAGACUUAGAAAAAGUUCUUAAUAGAGCAGCGAGAUGUAGACGUGAACAUCCGAGAUAAAUGGGAUAGUACCCCUCUAUAUUAUGCGUGUUUAUGUGGACACCAACCAAUAGUGGAAUAUCUUAUUGGCGUCGGAGCAAGAUGCGAAGCAAAUACAUUUGAUGGAGAACGAUGUUUAUACGGAGCGCUAACUGAUGAUAUUCGACGCAUCUUAACACAACAUAAUUUAGUAACAACACACACCAUUAGAAGGGACGCCUAUGAUGAAUUUUUAAGAAGAAAUGGGCAAGCACGGUUUAGUGAAGGUCACCAUGGUCGUCGUGGAACCAGAUGCCUCGUGUGGCCUGGGGUCGAGGGGUGGCGGCCGACCUGCGAGAACUGACGCAGUCCACCCUACCCCCUGCCCUGCGCUUCUGGCCGACCGAGAUGCCCUUCUGUCACACGGACUUCGAGCCGGACUACGCCGACGUCUGCUUCAUGGUGGAAGGGCAGCCGUUCAUGUGUCACAAGAUGUUCUUCUGUCUCCGAAGUGAAUACUUCAGAGCUCUCUUACGGGAUCACUUCCAUGAAGCGGACUGGUGUAAUUCCUCUGGCAGUCAAAUUCCUACAGUCACGCUUCACAAUAUAUCUGCAGAGGUGUUUGCCAUCCUUGUACACUACCUAUACUGCAAUCAGACUAAUGUUUCAUUAGAGAAUGCAAUGGAUGUCAUGGUUGCAGCAGACAUGUUACUGGUGCCAGGGUUGACUCGACAGUGUGGGGUGUUCCUGGGGACGCAGCUUCAGAUCGAGAAUGUUAUUACAGUUCUCCGAUUAGCACGAAUGUUCCAGCUUCCACGCCUGGAGGAUCAGUGUGUUGCUUUUAUGGCCAAAAAUCUUGAUCAGGUGCUGGAACUCCAAGAGCUACAUGAUCUAGUGCUAGCUGAUGCAGCAGAGGUACAGGGACGACAGGAAACAGACACAGUCACCAUUGUGGAUGAACUGCGGUACCACAUCUCAUCAGCGGUGCAGAGCACAUCUGAAAUCUAUGAAGCAAGGACAAAGCUUGAAUCUUUGGAAGCUCUCUUAGAAGAUUUGGGCAUUGAGGCUUAAGUUUUGAUUAAGCUGUAAUGGUCUUCUGCUCAAACAGGCAGUUUGGCCAUUGAAUUACGUGAGCUAGCAUUUUGACACCAGUUCGACCAUCCCUAGCAAGGAUAGUUCUGUAUUUAUUCCAUCAUAUGGUGGGAGUUGGAUUUUUUUCUUAAAGAAAUAGCCUUACAGAUAGAUUAUUUAGCCGUGGCAGAUAAGGGUAUCAGAAUUUUGAUGCUGCUUAUACCGUAAGCUUUCUCUUGUUCAUAAUAAUGACAUUAUGAUUUGUCAUUCAUGCUGUAUAUCUUUUCAGAUCAUUUUCCUAGAUGAAUAUGUGAUAGUGUAGAAGAGUAGGAAAUGUGUAACAAUAAUCCAUUUUGCUCGUCGUGGCCUAUAUGGGUCUUUUGACAGUUAGGAAAGCAGAUUCUUUUAUGAUCACCAAAUUUAAACUCCUCUUAUCCAUCUUUAAUUAAUUUUUAUAUGGUCUGAUGACUUGAGGGGACUGCCCCAAGUUUUUUUUUUUAUUAUUAUUCAAUUAUUUCUUUUCAAAUAAUCUCCUUUCUUCUCUCUGUCUCUCUCAACAUAUACUCUUAUUUGCUCACUUACACUCAUAAACAGAAAAUAGAAAUCUUGAUAAAAUUAUAAAUUUCUUUUCAUUGUAAUUUUUUGCAGCUGCAUUUUCGGGUGUUAGAGUAUUCAACAUUUUGAACUUUUGCCAUUUACAUUUGCAGCUUCGUACAUAUUAGGGCAAAGCGACAAAGGGAAGAUUUUGGGCUGAGAUUGUUGCUCUAUGUUUUAAUUUUUUAGAAACAAAAAACAAAGAAAUAUAUAAAUUGCCUUACUUCAUCAUGCAAAACACCUGACCAGAGAAUAGGAGAGGGAGGUGAUCAGGUGUUGACGAAACUUAUAACAAAAUUCACAUCAGCCCAAAUGUAUUUUUAAAAUGUAGAAACUUAUGCUGCUGUGUUUUUACUCCCAUCAAGUCAAUUGGAAUUUGCUUGUUUUUCCUGUCACUCUUUUUCUUUUCUUUCUUACUUUCUUUUUUUUCUAAACAAAAGAAGAGUUGCGUUGCAUCAUAUUUUAUUACAAUUUCUUUUCUUUUCAUAACCAAAGAUUAUUUGCACACUGUGGCCUCCACUGACAUAUUUCAAGCAGUUACAUUUCUUACAAACAAUAAAUGAGCAGUAUCAUUAUGCAAUGUGAUGUGUGCAGUGAAAAAGUAAAAGUAAAUAUGUGAGUUUA